AUGGUCUUUGAUUAUCUUCUGUGUCCAGAGCUCCUCCCUCUAGCAAACCCUGUCUUUUAUACCCCGCCUCUCUCUCUCUCUCUCUCUGUUUCUUUUUUACUUUCUUUAUUUUCCUCGAUUCAUUCUUUUUCAUUUGCUCUGACUACAACUUGUGGACAUUUCUUCUAUUGGCUGGACAUUUUGGGAGAACAAUGUGUGAAACAUCCAAAUAUUAUCUGCGAUGCCUGCCAAAAACAAGAGAUCCAAGGGAUGCGCUGGCGAUGCCUAAAAUGCCAUGACUUUGAUUUGUGCAGUAUAUGUUACCAUGGGGACAAGCACGAUGUCAGUCAUCCUUUCUUGCGUUUUGACUCUGCUCCCUCUAAAGGUGUAAAGAUGGUGAAGAGGGCGAACAGUGUCAAAAUUGAAACCUGGGGAAUAUUUACAGGAGCAAAAGUACUUCGAGGAGCUGAUUGGGAUUGGGGAAACCAAGAUGGGGGUGAAGGUAAACCUGGUAAAGUGAAGGAUAUCCGUGGCUGGGACUCGGAAUCUGGACGCAGUGUGGCCAAUGUGAUAUGGAGCAAUAGCCAAAUGAAUGUCUACCGGGUCGGACACAAGGGCAAAGUUGACCUAAAGGCUAUCCAGGUUGCCUCAGGGGGCAUGUUUUAUCGUGAUCACUUGCCUGUUCUAGGUCAGUGUCUUGAAUCAAAUGUUUCUGGAGGGGUUCCUUGUCAGUUCAAAAUUGGAGAUCGGGUUCGUGUGGAUCUAGAUGUUGAAAUUUUAAAAGUCAUGCAGGAAGGACACGGGGGCUGGAACCCUCGAAUGGCUGAGUACAUUGGUCAGGUUGGUGCUGUCCAUCGUGUAACUGAUCGAAAUGAUGUGCGGGUGCAUUAUGAAGGAUGUAGUAACAGAUGGACUUUUCACCCAGGGGCAUUAACUAAGAUCCAUUCAUUUGCUGUAGGAGACAUUGUCAAAAUAAUUGAUGAUGUUCACAAAGUGAAAGAAUAUCAAAAAGGACAUGGCGAAUGGACAGAGAGUAUGAAGAUGGCUUUGGGGAAAAUUGGAAAAGUUCUACAGAUUUAUCCAGAUGGGGAUUUGUUUGUGUCUGUCAGUGGUAAAAGAUGGACUUACAACCCAAUGUGCUGUAUAAUUCCACCCCCAGGAGCAAUGGAUACAAACAAUACAUUGGCAACUAAUGACAGGGAUGAUGAUCCUGGUAGAUUAAGUGAACUGCUGGAACAAUUGUUGGCUAUACACAAUAAGGAUACAGGCCUUGACCGCUUGGUACGAGAAUCUGCUCAGGGAAACAUAGAUAGCGUUAGGGAAAUUAUCACCAAAUAUCCAGAUAAGGUCGACCAGAAGAGUUCAGGCAAGACUGCUUUACAGGUAGCCAGUCACCAGGGCCAUAAAGAGAUUAUUUUGUUGUUGCUGGAGGCUGGAGCCAAUUUGGAGUUGCAGGAUGAAGAUGGAGACACAGCAUUACACUAUUCAGCUUUUGGCAACCAACCAAGUGUAAUGGAACUUUUGUUGACCAAAGGAGCCAACAUCAAUGCAUUGAAUAAGGGUGGAUGCAACACUCUGCAUGUGGCUGUAAAUAAGCAAUAUGUAAAGUGUGUUAGGGUCUUACUCGAGCCUCCAGGUAGGGUCAACAUCCAGGUUAGUCAACAGGAUGCCUAUGGAGAUACAGCUCUCCAUGAUGCAAUUGGUAAAGAGAAUAGGCAAAUUAUUGACCUUUUAAUUAAUUACCCGGGUGUUGACUUCACAUUGCGUAACAACCGAGGCUUCAAUGUACUUCACCAUGCGGCUCUCAAGGGGAAUAACUUUGCAACAGAAAGAAUCUUACAAAAGUGCAGACAUAUUGUUGAUAUAAAGAAAGAUGAUGGCUUCUCUGCUCUUCAUCUAGCAGCCUUGAAUGGCCACAGGGAAGUGGCCAAUACUCUACUUACUGUGGGCCAAGCACAGUUAGAUAUCAGGAAUAACCGACUACAGACGCCAUUACUGCUUGCAGUGUCCCAGGGACACAUGUCUCUUAUAGAGCUUCUGGUGUCUAAAGGAGCAGAUAUUAAUGUAGAAGAUGAGGAUGGAGACACCUGCUUGCAUUUGGCUCUCAUGAGACAAACAGUUGCAACAGACAGUGAACAAUCUCCCAGGUUGGAUGCUAUUCGUUCUCAACUUGGCUUGAGUGAUGAAGAUGAACGCUCUGGUCUGGCGAUUGCCUGCUACCUGGUCCAGCAGGGUGCCAACCUGUUUCACAAGAACCACCGUAAUACCACGCCCCUUGGUAUGAUCAAUGAUCCAGUCUUAGAAGAAAGAGUUAAACAGUUUGCCAAUACACAUAUGCCACGAAAUUUAACGGACAGUCCCUCAUGCAAUACCAGUGAAUGUAUGGUUUGUUCAGAGAAUGCAGCCACUGUCAAGUUCCAGCCAUGUGGACACGUUAUUGCCUGUGAAGAAUGUUGUCUAAAAAUUAUGAUCAAGAAAUGUAUCCAGUGUAAAGUGCCUGUAUCUAGCAGAAUUGGAAUUGAUGGUUCCCAGUUUAAACAUUCGUCAUCACCGCCAUCUUCAUCGUCGGCUACACAAGAUUCGAAGCACAAUAAUAAGCUGCAGGAAUUGGAGGAGCAAUAUAUGUGCUCAAUCUGCAUGGAACGUCGCUGGAACAUGGCAUUUGUCUGUGGACAUACCACAGGAGAGUCCAUUAUCUAUCUAUCUAUCUAUCUAUCUAUCUAUCUAUCUAUCUAUCUAUCUAUCUAUCUAUCUGUAUAUAUGGCCUAA
Molecule: messenger RNA, 2748 nt
Organism: Acanthosepion pharaonis
Lineage: Eukaryota; Metazoa; Mollusca; Cephalopoda; Sepiida; Sepiidae
Source: the annotation of a GenBank genome assembly